Molecule: messenger RNA, 731 nt
Organism: Neoarius graeffei (lesser salmon catfish)
Lineage: Eukaryota; Metazoa; Chordata; Actinopteri; Siluriformes; Ariidae
Exons: 2
Coding region: 28-681 (217 amino acids)
Source: RefSeq, a predicted model, not a curated record
CUAGCGGAUGAAAGCGGAUGGAAGUGGAUGACAGCUCCGAAGGGGUUACCGGUGAUAACUGAGAAGCGGACGCAUAGCAGAAAGAGCGGAUGCAUAGCGGAUGAAGGGGAUGCAUCACGUACGCCUAACGGAAACAAAGGGGAUGUUGCGCGGAUGUAUAUCGGAUGCAGACCGUUCACUGUGCAUGCGGGGGGUAUGAAUUGCGUCUGCUCCGCGGAUAUAAAGGGAUGCAGCACGCACGCCGUCAGCAUAAAGCGGAAAGACGUGCUGGCGGCUACAUCGAUACAUCUCUACUACAUCUCGUUUUUGAAGAAGGCUACAUUGAUACAUCUCUACUACAUCUUGUAUCAACACCAUGGUGCGUCAGUCAGGCAAGAAAAGGAAGUCCGUGCCUACUCGUUCAAGCCCUGGCAAGGUGAAGAAGCUGCAGCGGAUGUGAGUUGCGAGGAUGCCCAGAGGAUGCAGAGAGGAUACAGCAGACGUUUAACGGAUGAUAACGGACAUAGAACGUUUGUUGCUCGUAUAUGUCGCGGAUUUACAUCGUACACGGCGGAAAGUUCAUCCGUUCUAAAAGUUUUGUGCAGCUCAAAACUUUUUGCGCGGAUGAAAUCACAGUGGACGGAUGCUCGAUGGAUAGAGCGUAUGAAGCACGUAUGCAAUGAGUACACAACGGAUGCAUAGCGUUUUCCAACGGAUGGCAAAGAUUUUUUUACGUUUUACAUCCUCUUUGC